Messenger RNA from Styela clava, 3371 nucleotides. RefSeq names its product wolframin-like. Gene Ontology annotation, biological process: endoplasmic reticulum unfolded protein response; calcium ion homeostasis. Gene Ontology annotation, cellular component: endoplasmic reticulum membrane. The record is from RefSeq and is a predicted model, not a curated record. Lineage: Eukaryota; Metazoa; Chordata; Ascidiacea; Stolidobranchia; Styelidae.
CGCCCUAUUCAGUAAGUAGUAAGACCCCAUUUCAAAUGCAAGUAUGGGUUUGAAUAUUUUGCGCAACAGAAAAUCAUCAUAGUAAAAAGUCGAAACUCUUAACUAUCACUAAAAAGGUAAGAAUGUCCAGAAAAUCUUCUAUUGAAGAUAUGAAAUCUAACCCGGACAAGGGACUGGAAAAUUCAUCAAAGGCAAUUUUUCAAGCAUUAAACCCUCAUGGUAAACAAAAGCUGGAAUUGAAUGAAGCACUGGAACAUUUGAAGAUCAGGGAAAAGGAUGCUAUCAAUCCAGCAGGAAGCAGGCCUAUACAGAAAGAUGUGGAAAAAGUUAUCAGUAAAUUGUUUCGAAAGAAAAAUGGAAAAGCAAUCAAAGAAAGUGACAUGGAAAAACUUAACCAAAGGUUUAUGGAAGGUCAUGUUCCGAGGCUGAAAAAGGAUUCUCGUAGUGUGGUUGAAAAAGAUGAUGAUGAUGAUGAUGACAGUGAUGAAGAGGAUUCUCAUGAAAAAAAGAUGACUCACCGUGAAGGAUAUUUGAAUAUGUUUAUUCGACAUUCUAUAAACAGUGUUCAAAGGAUUGAAAAAUAUGCCAAAAAAGCUGCGUCUAAAGCUGGAAGGUCAUGGAUGUUGACUCUGCUACCAACUGGUCAAAUCCAUACUCUCGUCUCGUUCCUUUUAUUCAGUUAUGUGAUGAGAUCAUCAUUUCUGUCGUGGUUCGUUCCACUCGCCAUUUUAUUCAUCUCUUUCUCUGUUAUGGUGAUCUCAUCUGUUCGACUCGUACGAGGUGUCAAACGGUUUACUGAAUUUAAGGCAUGGGCAGAAUUUCUUGAUUCAGUUUCUACUACUCAGUCAGAAGCGAUUGAUACCGGCCUAGCUGAGGAAAAUUAUGUUGUGAAACACAUGUCACCCUAUCUUCACUUUUUGGUUGCCUCUGCAUUCUGCGUGAUGGCAUAUGGUACCAGCGACAAGACCUGGGUUUUGAAUGCUGAACUGGGUAUUCUGUCAACCUUAUUUUAUGGUUUGAUUGUGUACAUUUAUGCAUUCCUUCGAAACAAGACUUCUCUCAUAAUUGUAUCGUGUCAAGUUGUUGGUACCUUUUUUGAAGGUUUUGAGCCUGAGAAUGGUAAAGCAGUGUGGGGUUAUUUGGUGUCUUUGGAUAUUCCAUUCACUGGAGUUGCGAUCAACAUCAGCAUUUCAUCUAUUCUACAUGUUCUUGUUGUGUUCAAGAUGAUUCAAAUGUGUUUUGAUGGUUCACGUAUGGAUAAAAGUAUUAAGGUCCAUAUGGCUAAAGUUGUUUUUCCCCAUAUUGUUGCUAUUGUGUGGUUGAAUAUUUCCCACAUGUUCUUGUGUUACUCUAGUCUGACGAGCGUCUUCAGGGCAACAGCUGAGUGUUUUGGCCUACUUUUUGCAAUGCCUGCAUUCACACUGUUCCUUGGUUUUGGAGCUUUGAAGAUACUACUAUCAAUGGAUAUCUUGAAAAUUUUAAUUACAAUUGUUCUGAUAGUCAUUCCAACAUUGUACUUCAAAGUUUGGGAAAAGAGGGAAGAGUACCUAAGAAAAGCAGGAAAGCUGCUUGAAAACAAAACUGUGAAAUUUGUUAUAAUGAGCUUAGGUUUUGCUUUUCUGGCAUACAUCGUGCUUUCAUAUAGACCUUCAGGAUUGAAAGUACCCAAAUCCCAUCUUUCCUGGAGUGAUUAUAAAAAAGUUUGCUUGGAUAGCGAUGAAGCUUCAGACGUAGUUGCAUGCCAUGAGUUCAAAGGUUAUGGAGUUACAUGGGAAGGAACUGUUGACAAAGUCAGUGUAGUUGACAUUGACAACAAAGUCGAUAAUUUUCUCAAUUUGUUGCCAAAGUCAGCUGCCUAUUGGAUGAGUUGCAUUUAUGGUGAUGAUUAUCCAAACUCUGAAAAAUGUGCAAAUACAAAAGAUUUGUCUCCUUUGGAACAAUCUUUCUGUACCAUCUCGCCAAUCACAAAAAGACCUUGUCAUCUCCAGAGGUACAACAUAUACAAAUUCAGAAUUACGAUGUCAAUGCCUUAUGAAUAUAACUUGAACCUUGAUGUCGGACAUGAUUUUAACGAAUUGGUCUGGAAUUUGAGAAAGGGGAAGAAGCUCCGCUUCACUGGGAUCUUAGAAGCCCGAACCACUUUAUCGACAAAAGUCUUAUAUACAAUUUCUGAUACUGAUGAAAUCAAAUUCGUUGAGAAACGUCAUGCAAAGAUUGAAAAAACUAUCAACAUGAUGUUGGAUGAAGCAUUAAAUUCUCUGUACCAUUUCCUUUUAUAUCCUGUUAUUAGUUAUGAAGAUGUUACAAUUGAUGAAGAGAUGUGAAAUUGUCAUAGUAUGAAAAGAAGUUUCAAGGGAACUAGUUGAUCAAGCUGAACUUCAACCUCUUUAAGGUCAUCUAUCUGUAUAUAUAUAUAUAUCUUUCUGUGAAUUAUUGUAUUUCAAGAAAAUCAUCUCCUAUAUUCAUUUUCCCGGUUUGUCAUUUCUUUUUAUCAAUCUUGCACUGCUUUUGAUAUAAAUCAAGUUGUUUUUCAUAGUUAGGAUACAGUUCUUCAAUUACAUUUGAUAUAUACAUCAGGAAAUAUAUAUCUACCUUAAUCUGUUAUUUUUGUAUAAGAAUUUUGUAUUACAAUAUUUUCUCCACUUGCCAACAUUAGCAUAUUUGCACAAUUGCCAUUUCGUCUCUUCAUAUAUUCAAAUUUAUUGCUUAUCACAUUUAGUGGCUCUCAUCAUGAUAGAACAAUGUGGCAAAAAGAAUACCUAAAUGUCUCCUAUUGUACAUAUAUGCAAUGUCAUUUUGCUCCUUUUAUGCAAGGCAUCAUAAGGCACUUUUUUCUUGAUACAUUCAAUGGUUUAAAUUUGAAUGAGAUUUUUUAUAGAUCAAUGGGAUAUUUCAGACAAAUAACCAUCGUUGAAAAAGGGUUAUAAUCAUUUCAGUUAUGUAAAAUGUUUUGUCCACUGAAGGAAAUUUCUUCCAGGAUGUAAUAUUCAAGUUAUACCAACUGUCUAUUUUCAAGUGUAAUAUAAUUAUAUGCAUAUAUAUAUAUAUAUAUAUAUUUGGCUAUUUUAUUAUUGAUGCAAUUAAUCUAACCCAUUUAAGUAUAGGUGUAUAUUGACUCUAUAAUCGACAUGAUAUACAAUGAUAUAAUUAAGAAAUAAACAAAUAAAAAUCAGAUACCGAUCAGGAAUUAUAAAUUUACUUUGUUGGCAAACUGUCAUUGGAUUUUGUGUGAUGUCAGCUUUUGCAUAUUCGUCAGUAACCUUUUCAUUAUUGCACUUGCAUGUAUAGUAGUACAGUAUAUCGUUCAAUGUAAUCAAUAGUAUAUCGUUCAAUGUAAUCAAUAGAUAUAAUAAAUAUACAUGAGCGUAUAA